Molecule: messenger RNA, 1238 nt
Organism: Arachis duranensis
Lineage: Eukaryota; Viridiplantae; Streptophyta; Magnoliopsida; Fabales; Fabaceae
Product: chlorophyll a-b binding protein 7, chloroplastic
Exons: 2
Coding region: 46-921 (291 amino acids)
Biological process (GO): photosynthesis, light harvesting in photosystem I; response to light stimulus
Cellular component (GO): membrane
Source: RefSeq, a predicted model, not a curated record
UUUCCACGUAUACCUAUCCCAUGAGAAUGAGAUUCUUACUGCCACAUGGCAACUCGCUAUCUCAGAUUGGCCCUCCUAUCUUUCGAGAUAAGAGCCUCCCUCCAUAUUCCACAUUGCAUACACACUCCAAUCAUGGCUUCCGCUUAUGCUUCCUCUGCCAUUGCAGCUGUUGGCAUCUCUAGUCCAAACACAAAAGCUUCAUUCCUAAGUGGGAGGAAGUUGAAGAGGGCGGCUAAGAAGGCAACAGGCGUUAGAGGAGUAUCGAGCACAAGAGUAUGUGCAGCAGCGGCUGACCCUGAGAGACCCCUGUGGUUCCCAGGAAGCACGCCUCCUCCAUGGCUUGAUGGCAGCCUCCCUGGAGACUUUGGGUUUGAUCCACUUGGUCUGGGGUCUGAUCCUGAGAGCCUGAGAUGGAAUGUGCAGGCAGAGCUGGUGCACUGCAGGUGGGCAAUGCUGGGUGCUGCGGGCAUCUUCAUUCCUGAAUUCCUAACAAAGAUUGGCGUGCUCAACACGCCAUCGUGGUACACAGCUGGAGAACAGGAGUACUUCACGGACACAACCACGCUCUUCAUAGUUGAGCUCAUCUUCAUUGGAUGGGCAGAGGGAAGGAGGUGGGCUGACAUCAUCAAGCCAGGCUGUGUCAAUACCGACCCCAUUUUCCCAAACAACAAGCUCACUGGCACCGAUGUUGGUUACCCCGGUGGCCUCUGGUUUGACCCUCUCGGAUGGGGCACUGGCUCUCCUGAAAAGAUCAAGGAAUUGAGAACUAAGGAGAUCAAGAAUGGCAGGCUCGCCAUGUUGGCUGUCAUGGGUGCUUGGUUCCAGCACAUCUACACCGGCACUGGUCCCAUUGACAACCUCUUUGCCCACCUUGCUGAUCCCGGCCAUGCUACCAUUUUUGCUGCUUUCACCCCCAAGUGAUGACAACACUGGCAAUUAAGAAGUAGAAGUAAGAACAACUAUGGAUCGGAUGAGACUGCAAUCCUGGGGGAAACAUUGCUGCAUUUGUUUAACCCAAGUGAUUAGGAAGGAGGGUUUGUCAUCUAUGCACGUGAGUUGAAAGAAUUGUAACAUGGUUACUACUUCUAUAUCAUGCACAGAAUGCAUGAUAAUUCAAUGUACAAACACCUAUCUAAUAAAUCUAUAGAUGCCAUGAAUGUAAAUUCAGGUAACUAGCAUAGAGGUGGGGAUCUCGCGUCCUUGUUAACCUGCUGAAUCUUUACUUGACAUUUUGCCAA